AUGGCAGAUGGGGCAGGAUCUGCAGAGGCCAAGGGCGCCGUUGCCAAUGAGCCGGAGAAGAAGAAAAGCCCGUGGUUGGAUGCCUGGUACGACCCUGUGGCCGGAAUGAGCUGCUACUCGUCGUUUCUAUGUCUUUCAGACCUUGCUGCAGAUGGCGAUCACCGCCUUGUGAUGGUCGACAUGAAGAAGCGUAUCCGCAUGUACAAGGGAACAACCAUCCAAUGGGAGCACAAGCUGCCUGACGUACCUUGUGCUGUUCAGUCCUUCUACCACGAGGCCGGGCAUCCACCCAUACCAACCCUGGCCGUCGCCAGUGGGCACCGGGUCUUAAUCUUUCGGAACAUGCGGCCUUCGAUGCAGUACAGGCUGCCACCUCUGGAGAUCGAUCCGGUCGAGAGAGACAUCUGGAAGGACCUAACCCAGGAUGGGGCUGACAUCCAAGCGGGCUUCGACAGGUUGAACGCGGCCCGCGAAAACGGAACGGCUUUGUCCAACCAGUCCAUUGACUUCCUAGCUGUCGAGGACCUCGAGUCGCAGACGGAGUAUGUCCGUGCAUGCAGGCCGAAUGAGGAUCAUCUUCUCCAGCAACAGACGGCAAUAACGUGCAUGGAGGUCUUGAAACAGAAUAUGGAUGAGCAGACCGCGGUCAGCAUGCUGGUGAUUGGCACGGAGAAUAGGAUGAUCUACAUCCUGAAUAGUUCUGCCCUGGAGAUUGCUGCCAAGGUGAAGCUAGAAGCCGUGCCCACAUUCAUAUCAGUGCUGGGACUGUUCGACGUGGAAUACAGGAUAACUGUAGCUUGUCGAGAUGGCAACAUCUACACCGUCAAGAAUGGACAGGUGCUGAGCAACGUCAUUGAGUUGGAAACGCAGCCAGUCGGCCUGGUCCGAUUUGACAAAAAUGUCUACGUCGGCUGCAUGGACAACGUCAUUCACUGCUUUCACUUCAAGGGCAAAAAGAAUCACUCGAUUUAUUUGCCUUGUCCCAUAUCUUGCAUGUCCCUCUUGCAAAUCACCAAGUCGCGUGUGGCAAAGGCUCUCGUGGUAGCCCUGCAAAAUGGCGAGGUGCGGCUCUACAACGGCAAGCACCUUAUCGCCACGGUGGAAACGAACGAUGUAGUUACCGGCAUCAAGCUGGGCACGUUUGGCCGCGAGGAGGGCUCGAUGGUCCUUAGCUUCAAAUCUGGAGCACUCAUGGUCAAAAUCUUGCAGCGCAAUGCCAACUUGGACGGCACCUCUGUGACGGUUGGUCCGCCACCCGAGCAGGACAUACCUUUGGAUGUGCCAAAGAAGACCAAGUUGUAUGUGGAGCAGACCAGCAGAGAAAGGGAGCAAGCCAUUGACAUGCACAGGACCUUUCAGCGGGACUUAUGCAAGCUCCGGCUUUCCACCGCCCGCGCGUAUGUGAACUUGUUGGGAACUGGCCAUGGGCCGAUGUCCACAGCCGCUGGCGCCCAGGUUCGCAUAAAUGCCCAGGUACUAGGCAUGGGCCCUCAGUUCAAGAUUCUGGUUCGGAUUCAGAACGCUGGUGCCACCGCACUCUAUGACGUGCCGGUUCACUGCACGACCAAUCAGAAUCUGUACCGCAUACCGAGGCCUAGCUUCUUCCUGCCAGUCCUGGUGCCUCAGCAGGUCUACUUGGUCGAGGUUCCCCUGACCUGCGUCAAUGAAAAUGGCGGAACCGCGGCGGUCCGCAUUUUUCUUGCGAGUGCGCGGGGGACGGUACCAUUGAUUUCAGCGAUAGUGCAGAUGCCCAUCUCCGAGCCAGCCAUCAUUGACUCCUUCUAG
Molecule: messenger RNA, 1785 nt
Organism: Symbiodinium natans
Lineage: Eukaryota; Dinophyceae; Suessiales; Symbiodiniaceae
Source: the annotation of a GenBank genome assembly